AUGUCGAUCCGUAUAGCUCUGGCAAACCCGCCCGAGUUUUACACCAACCUGGAUGUCAUUUCCGGCAAGAUCAUACUUGGAAUCAGCCGGCCCGAGUCAAUCGGGGCCGUCAUCGUCAAACUUGAGGGCGAGUCCAAAACAGCACUGGGUGCCCCGGAUGCAACUGACCUCCAAAUUGGUGGCGCAAAUCGACGACGGACUACUGUCACGGAAAACUCACAAACCCUUCAUGAGAACCACAAGAUUCUCUACAAAGUCCAGCAAGUGUUUCCCGGCGAGAAUGUCCCUGCUUACGCCACACCGGUCGUCCUUAAUCCAGGUCAACAUGAGUGGCCCUUCAGCUUCAAAGUCCCCUUCAACAAUGCCUGCGGCGAUCCCAACGCGAUGGUCAAGAUUGGCGGUCUGGCUGGUGCUGGGGGCUUUGCUGGCCCAAGUUUCUUCGGCAUGGGCGGCAUCAGGUUGAUGGAUGGAAGCAAGCAGCUACUUUACCCGCACGUUACGAAGACACUGCCUCCGAGCUUCACAGGCUUCCCGAGGGAGGCAGAGAUUAGAUAUUAUGUCAAGGUGACAAUCCAACGGCCAGGUCUUUUCCGGGAGAACAUCAGGCACCAGCUCGGGUUCAAGUUCAUGCCCAUUGAACCACCACGUCCGGCACCGUCAAAUCAGGAGGGAUACGCCAGACGGCCCUUCACAUUCACUCCCAAGAGCCCAGGGAGCAAUGGCAAAACACAUUCACAACCAAAGAGGCAAUCCGUUUUCAGCCGCAAGCCUAGCUCAAACAACCUCGCAGCCAAUGGCGCAUCCUCUUCAGACCCAGAACAACCUCCGUCGAUAGAGAUUUCUGCACGGCUCCCACAUCCUGCCAUCCUCACGUGUAACAAACCCAUUCCGCUGCGUCUCCUCGCCAAGAAACUGGUGGCAACCAGUGCAGAAUGCUACUUGGUGUCACUUCAGAUCGACCUGGUUGGCUCCACCAUUGUCCGAUGUCAAGACCUCGUCAACACGGAGACCACACGCUGGGUGGUCGCCACUCGCCACGGCCUCGCCAUUCCACUCCAGAAGGGACCAGCCGAUGCUGUCGGCACUGAAACGGAAGUCAACAACGUGUUGUGGAACAAUCACCCCUUACCCAAUACCAUUAUGCCAAGUUUCAUAACAUGUAAUCUCAAGAGAACAUACGCGCUAGAACUCAAGCUCGGCGUUAGCUGGGGCAAACCGCCCGGGGCUACGACCGCCAUCCCGGAUGACACGACCUCGCACUCUUCCCUGCCCUCAAUGAUGAAGAUGGGAAAGUCCAAAGGCAAAGGAAAGGACCCCUCGUACAACCUGGCGCAGACCAUGUUCCUGCCCCUGCACUUCAGCUCGGUCCAGGUGUACUCCGGUCUCGAACCACCAGCGAGCCUAGCCGAGGCCGCCAUGAAGGGCCGCAGACAACAAACACAACAGAGACCGUCCGCCCGCCCCAGCCAGUCCGCGCCCGCGCUCCCGCCACGACAAGAACGGCCGCACGACCCGCUCUACCCGCCGCAGCUCCGGCCCGGGCAGACAGCCGCACAAGCGCAGACGCAGGCACAGGCUGCUGCUGCGGGUCCUGCCGCCGGUGGCAAUCCCGCCGCGGAGGCUCCGCCGGCUUACGAUGACGCGCCGCCGAGUUACGAUGAUGCGAUGGCGGAUGCCAUGGUAGAGCCGGUCGUGCCGGAUGGUAGGGCGAGGCCCGCGUGGAGUGGGGUGACGAACGAGAACUCCCCUGAUAGUUUGCCAGGGAAGAGUUGA
Diaporthe citri is the source of this 1773-nucleotide messenger RNA. RefSeq lists its product as uncharacterized. Gene Ontology annotation, biological process: ubiquitin-dependent endocytosis. The transcript has a single exon. The coding region runs from base 1 to 1773 and encodes 590 amino acids. Gene Ontology annotation, cellular component: cytoplasm; cytosol; plasma membrane. Gene Ontology annotation, molecular function: ubiquitin protein ligase binding; protein-macromolecule adaptor activity. NCBI's taxonomy places the organism in Eukaryota, Fungi, Ascomycota, Sordariomycetes, Diaporthales, Diaporthaceae. The record is from RefSeq and is a predicted model, not a curated record.